Jaculus jaculus (lesser Egyptian jerboa) is the source of this 2964-nucleotide messenger RNA. Its product is annotated as vomeronasal type-2 receptor 116-like. The coding region runs from base 1 to 2964 and encodes 987 amino acids. NCBI's taxonomy places the organism in Eukaryota, Metazoa, Chordata, Mammalia, Rodentia, Dipodidae. Gene Ontology annotation, molecular function: G protein-coupled receptor activity. Gene Ontology annotation, biological process: G protein-coupled receptor signaling pathway. The record is from RefSeq and is a predicted model, not a curated record. The transcript is spliced from 10 exons. Gene Ontology annotation, cellular component: membrane.
AUGGGGAAGCUGACCACUCUUAUGCUUGUCAUAUUUCUUGUGAUGCUUUCUGCACUCUUCUGCAGUUUGACAGAAACAAGCUGCUUUUGGAGAAUAAAGAAAAACACAGACAAUGAUGGAGAUAUGUGGAAGGAUUGUAAUUUUGAAAUUGUGAUAUCAUGGAAGCCUAGGAGAGAAAAAGAUUUAAGAAGAAAGCUUUCCUGCAUUUGGGAGAAAGAUGUGGAAAAUAUUUUCUAUGACAUUGCAUUUGAUUUCAGUUUGCCAGUCAAAAAAUAUCAAUAUAUUCUGACACUGAUUUUUGCCACUGAAGAGAUCAACAGGAAUCCCAAUCUUUUACCCAACAUGUCUGUGGGAUUUGAAUUCCUUGAGUCCAAGUGUGAUGACUCACUUAAAAUUCUCCCUUAUCUAAAUAGGAUAGCAAAAAUACAUUACUGGGUUCCUAAUUACCGGUGUAGACAACAUUCAUGUUAUGUACGUCUUACUGGACCAACAUGGGCAGCAAGUAUCAAGUUUGGGACAUUUCUGAAGCUCUUUGGCUUUGGACAGAUUCACUAUGGCCCAUUUCAUCCUAUUCUGAGUGACCAUUAUCAGUAUCCUCAUCUGUAUCAGAUUGCCCCCAAGGACAGAACACUGGCUUUUGCCAUAGUCUCCUUACUGCUUCAUUUCAACUGGACCUGGGUGGGGCUUAUCAUCUCUGAUGAUUUCCAAGGUAUUCAAUUUCUCUCAGACUUGAGAGAAAAGAUGCAAGGAAGUGAAGUCUGUUUAGCCUUUGUGAAUGAAAUUCCAUUAAACAUGGAGUUAUACAAUACAAGGGCUGAGACAUAUUAUAACCAAAUUGUGACGUCAUUGGCAAAUGUUGUGAUGAUUUAUGGUGAAAUGAAUUCCACAGUAGAAGUGAGCUUCAGAAGGUGGGCCUAUUUAGGCAUCCAGAGGGUCUGGGUCACUACUUCACAGUGGGAUGUUGUCACCAAACAUACAAGCAGAGACAUUAGUUUUGACUCAUUUCAUGGGACUUUCAUUUUUUCUAACCACCAUCAGGAGAUUCCCAAUUUCAAGAAAAAUAUUCAGACAAUGAACACUUCAAAAUAUCCAAUAGAUCUUUCUCUGUUGAAGUCAGAAUGGAUGCACUUUAAUUGUUCAAAUAUUGAAUCUAAAUGUAGAACACAGAAUAAGUCUUCACCCAACACCUCUUUAGAGUGGUAUGCAGGUCAAGGAUUUGACAUGGCCAUGAAUGAUGAGACUUAUAAUCUUUACAAUGCUGUGUAUGCUUUGGCAUAUGCCCACCAUAAUUUCUUUUUUCAACACGUAGAUAUGCAGGCAACAAAACCUCAACACCUAGUUGACUGCCCAAAGCUUUACAGCUCCCUGAAGACCUUGCAAUUUUUGAACCCUGUGGGAGACCUAGUGACUAUUAAUGAGAAAUCAAAAUUUGAUGCAGAGUAUGAUAUUCUCCACAUUUGGAAUUUUCCACAAGGUCUUGGAAUAAAGGUGAAAAUAGGGCAGUUUUCUCCACAUCUGCCCCUUGGUCAGCAAUUGUAUUUGUUUGAUGAGACACGAGAGUGGGCAACAGGGAGCAGGCAGAUCCCCUCCUCUGUGUGCAGUGAGAAUUGCAGGCCUGGAUCCAGGAAGUUCAGACAGGAGGGAAAGGCAGCCUGCUGUUUUGAUUGUUCUCCUUGCCCAGAAAAUGAAAUUUCUAACAAAACGGAUAUGGAUCAAUGUGUGAAGUGCCCAAUCAGCCAGUACGCCAAUAAACAGCAAACUCACUGUCUCGAAAAAACUGUGACAUUUCUGUCUUAUGAAGACCCCUUGGGGAUGGCUCUGGCUUGCUUGGCCCUGGGCUUCUCUGCACUCACUGCUCUUGUUCUUGGGGUUUUUGUGAAGCACCAAGACACACCGAUUGUGAAGGCCAAUAAUCGAACAAACAGCUACAUCCUGCUCAUCUCCCUCGAGUUUUGUUUUCUCUGUUCAUUGCUCUUCUUUGGUCAUACCAACACCGCCAAGUGCAUCCUGCAGCAGGUCACCUUUGCAGUUCUGUUCACUGUGGCUGUGUCCACUGUCUUGGCCAAAACAAUUACUGUGGUUCUGGCCUUCAAGGUCACUGCUCCAGGAAGAAAGAUGAGGGUGUUGCUGGUAUCAGGAGCACCUAACUUCAUCAUUCCCAUCUGUACUUUGAUCCAAUUUGUUCUCUGUGGAAUCUGGCUGGGAACAUCCCCUCCCUUUGUGGACACUGAUGCACACUCAGAACAUGGUCACAUCAUCAUUGUGUGCAAUAAAGGCUCAGUCACUGCCUUCUACUGUGUCCUGGGAUACCUCGGAUCUCUGGCUGUAGGGAGCUUCACUGUGGCUUUCCUGGCCAGAAACCUGCCUGACACAUUCAAUGAAGCCAAGUUCCUGACCUUCAGCAUGCUGGUGUUCUGCAGUGUGUGGCUCACCUUCCUCCCUGUCUACCAUAGCACCAAGGGGAAGGCCAUGGUGAUGGUGGAGGUCUUCUCUAUCUUGGUCUCUAGUGCAGGGGUGCUAGGUUGCAUCUUUUUUCACAAGUGCUACAUCAUUAUAUUAAGACUAAGUAGAAACUCUCUUCAGAGUCACAGAGCCAAAAUGCAUUAUGAAAGACACUCAAAAUUAGCUUAUACUGAAACAUUUUUAAAAAUAAUUUAUUUAGUUGUUCUUUUCAUUACUCCUGCCUUGCUCUGUGUCUUCCCAUUGUCUCCUUCCUCCAAUGUGUUCUUCCAUUGUGUCAUACCAGCUGUAGGAACUGGCAAUACCAUCUUACCCUUUUCUAACUUCCUUGACAAACCAGGAGACAGUAAAGAGGAUAUCACAGGCAUGAACUUUGGAGCUGUAGCUGCUCCCUUUAGUGGACAAGUUCUAUCAGUUCAGAAAGCUCAGUCUCAUCACCUGUAUUGUCACUCACUGCAAGAAAAACGCUUAACUAAAUAUUUUGCUCAUUAUCACAUCCUGUAA